This is a messenger RNA of Serinus canaria (Common canary), 1221 nucleotides long. It is a transcript of the gene LHX1, whose product is annotated as LIM homeobox 1. Gene Ontology annotation, cellular component: nucleus. The record is from RefSeq and is a predicted model, not a curated record. Gene Ontology annotation, biological process: neuron differentiation; regulation of transcription by RNA polymerase II. The coding region runs from base 1 to 1221 and encodes 406 amino acids. Gene Ontology annotation, molecular function: DNA-binding transcription factor activity, RNA polymerase II-specific; RNA polymerase II transcription regulatory region sequence-specific DNA binding. The transcript has 5 exons. NCBI's taxonomy places the organism in Eukaryota, Metazoa, Chordata, Aves, Passeriformes, Fringillidae.
AUGGUUCACUGUGCAGGCUGCAAAAGGCCGAUCUUGGACCGGUUUUUGUUGAAUGUACUGGACAGGGCUUGGCAUGUGAAGUGUGUUCAGUGCUGUGAAUGUAAAUGCAAUUUGACAGAGAAAUGCUUUUCGCGAGAAGGCAAGCUUUACUGCAAAAACGACUUCUUUCGGUGUUUCGGGACCAAGUGCGCGGGCUGUGCCCAGGGCAUCUCCCCCAGCGACCUGGUCCGCAGGGCGCGGAGCAAAGUGUUCCACUUGAACUGUUUUACGUGUAUGAUGUGUAACAAGCAACUCUCCACCGGCGAGGAGCUCUACAUCAUAGACGAGAACAAGUUUGUCUGCAAAGAAGAUUACCUAAAUAACAGCAAUACUGCCAAAGAAAACAGCCUGCAUUCAGCCACCACCGGCAGUGACCCCAGCCUGUCCCCCGACUCUCAAGACCCCUCCCAGGACGACGCCAAGGACUCGGAAAGCGCCAACGUGUCCGACAAGGAGACGGGGAGCAACGAAAACGACGACCAGAACCUGGGUGCCAAGCGGCGGGGACCCCGCACCACCAUCAAAGCCAAACAGCUAGAGACUCUGAAAGCCGCCUUCGCGGCCACCCCAAAACCCACCCGGCACAUCAGGGAGCAGCUGGCACAGGAGACCGGCCUCAACAUGCGGGUCAUCCAGGUGUGGUUCCAGAACCGGCGCUCCAAAGAGCGGCGGAUGAAGCAGCUGAGCGCGCUGGGCGCCCGGCGACACGCGUUCUUCCGCAGCCCGCGCAGGAUGCGGCCGCUCGUGGACCGGCUGGAGCCCGGCGAGCUGAUCCCCAACGGGCCCUUCUCCUUCUACGGAGAUUAUCAGAGCGAGUAUUACGGCCCUGGAAGCAAUUACGAUUUCUUCCCGCAAGGACCGCCUUCGUCUCAAGCGCAGACCCCCGUGGAUCUCCCGUUCGUGCCCUCCUCGGGGCCGUCAGGGACCCCGCUGGGGGCCAUGGACCACCCCCUGCCCGGACAUCACCCCUCGAGUGAAGCUCAGCGCUUCACUGACAUCAUGUCGCACCCCCCGGGAGACUCGCCCAGUCCCGAACCCAACCUGCCCGGGUCCUUGCACUCCAUGUCCGCAGAAGUUUUUGGCCCCAGCCCCCCAUUUUCGUCGAUAUCCGUCAACGGUGGUGCUAACUACGGCAAUCACUUGUCCCACCCUCCAGAGAUGAACGAAGCAGCUGUGUGGUAG